This is a messenger RNA of Nannizzia gypsea CBS 118893, 1929 nucleotides long. RefSeq lists its product as hypothetical. Bases 1 to 1929 code for a protein of 642 amino acids. The record is from RefSeq and is a predicted model, not a curated record. The transcript has 2 exons. NCBI's taxonomy places the organism in Eukaryota, Fungi, Ascomycota, Eurotiomycetes, Onygenales, Arthrodermataceae.
AUGAAGAUAAAUGCAUUCUCGAGGCUUCUAUCCCUCUUUUUCCUCCCUCUGGUUAUUUCGCAAUCCACUUCGGUGGAAAGUACGCAGCAGAGUUCCAGCAGCCGUCCCGCGAGUUCCAGCUCCAAGCCUAGCUCCAGUCCUUCCAAUGGAGGCGGAGGAGGCGCCAGUGAAAGCGAAACUGGCAGCAUUGGCAGCAUUGGAGGCCCAUCGCUCACCUAUGCGAGUGACAUCGUGGUCCCCGCUACUCCGCCAGUGCAUAGCGCUUCCUUCGAAAGCCAUGGACCCUUUAGUGGCUCUGCAAGUGUUACCGGAGCCCUUACGGCUUCUACCGUUCUUGGAACUGCACUUUCUGGUCAGCCUGCGCCAACAAGCGCGACGAGCUAUCCAUCUGAUGGUGAAAUGCAUGGUGCACAGCCUGCGCCAUACUUUCCUGCUGGUGGGUUAGGGACUAACGGGACCGCACCGGUUUAUAACGUGCGAAGCGAUUACGACUAUCAAUCAAUUGCCCUAGCUCUGCACUUGGAAUGGAUGAUAUACGAUCUCUUCCAAACCGGCGCUUCCCAGUUCAAACUUAAGGACUUCCAAGCCAUGGGUCUGACCCAGUCGGAUUACAAUUCAAUUUCUCUCAUGGCAAAUCAAUCUCAAGGCCAUGUCACGCUCCUCAGUAAUAUUCUCGGUGAAUCGGCUCCUGGACCAUGCAUUCAUAACUUCCCCUUCAAAACGGCCUACGAGUUCCUUGACUUCAGUCAAAAGGUAGUUGCCGUCGCGGAGUCUACAGUGUACAACUUCCUCCCACACCUAGACUCUCGUGAAACUGCAAUGUUAGUCCUUCAGCUUGUUGCGACUACUGCACGCCAACACAUGAUAUUCCGCCAGUUCGAGGCCUUGCAGCCCAUGCCUGUAUGGUUCGAGGCCGGCAUUCCUCAGUCAUGGGGAUGGAGCUUAUUAGCGCCGUUUAUCAGCUCAUGCCCCGAUGAUGCGAGGCUUGUAUGGAGAAACUUUCCUGCUAUGCAAAUUAUUGAUGGGCCAAACGCAGCUAGAACGGAUGGAUCAGGCAAAAAUGAAACUAUGGGAGGUGGACUCGGAGUAGUAAACUCUACUACUAACUUAUCAGACAAGUCGUGCUUGAGCUUUCCGUCUAGUAGUGAUACUAGCUCUAGCGGGACUGAAAAGGUUCCUUGUGGCCGCUAUGACCGUAGGGACGAGAAUAUUGCCACUAACACCACCGGCGGCGGCGGAAGCGCCAAAUCUACCUCUAGUGGUGGAGCUAAGCCAUCCGGGACCGGUGGAAGUGCAAGCGGAGGUGGCAGCAGUGGUGGCCUUAACAUAGAUUGCAAGCCUGGGAUCACAUCCAACUGGACUAGACCCCUCAGUGAGCCAGGCCGCAAGAUACUCCUUCAAUGGGAAUCAGCCGGCCGGCCCGUCGGUCCGAAUAAUAGCUACAUCACCAACACCCAGGCAAAGGGGCCUGCAUUUGUGGCCUGGAUCACUCAGUUGAACGUCACGUAUACUCCGCUGGAGGUGACGAAAAAUGGUGAUAAUGGUGGUAAAGGGGGUGGUUCUGGCAUCAGCAAUACCACAAGUUCCUCGGGUGGACCCCAGCCUACCGGAAGUACCGGCAGUAGUUCGUCAACCGGUACAAACACAAUGGCCACGGCGAAGCCUACCAGUAACGGUGGCUCUUCUAACAACAGCACUGGCUCGCCAGGCGGUGAUGGAGGAGGUUCUUCAAAUGGCAUCAACUCCGCUGGCAAUAUGUUCACUGGUAUGACUGUGCAGCCAGACUUUGCAACUUUUGCAGGAGAUCCAGCAGUGAAUGGAACAGUUUUCAUUGCAAUUACGGAUGAGGAUUUGUUCUUGACCCCUUUCAACUUGAGUCUUAUCGAUUCACAUGUUGUUGCUGGUCCAGCCAUUUACCAAGCUGGUUAA